This is a messenger RNA of Terrapene triunguis (Three-toed box turtle), 5237 nucleotides long. It is a transcript of the gene MYOM3, whose product is annotated as myomesin 3. The record is from RefSeq and is a predicted model, not a curated record. Lineage: Eukaryota; Metazoa; Chordata; Testudines; Emydidae. The transcript is spliced from 37 exons. Gene Ontology annotation, molecular function: protein binding. The coding region runs from base 127 to 4383 and encodes 1418 amino acids.
UAAUGUCAUCAGCAGGGAAAAGGAAACGGUCCUUUGUCCUUUAUCUUUCUUGAGGACAGCCACUCUCUCUGGUGCUUCUCUGGGUGAAUCUGACUUAUCUGUAAGAUCCCUCUGUGAGCACUCAGCAUGGAAACUCGGACUCUGUUUCACCGCAGCGAGGAGGAGCAAAAGGAAGAGAGACAACGCAGCUUGCAAAUGACCUCUACCACAAGAAAGGCAAAGUUCAGGUCCAGUGAGGAAGAAGAGACUUUCACCGUUUCAGAAUUAUCCAUAGCAGCUGCCCUCGCCUUGACCUCAGAAAUAUCAUGGGAAUCCAAGCUGAGGAGAGAAGCUACCAUCAUAGAGCUGGAGAAGCGGGGUCAGAAGAGAGUUCGGUUUGGGAAUGAAAUGGAAAAGCUGGAGAAGGCGGUCAUUAGGAACUGCAGGCUCCUGCGCGUGAAGGCUGAUCGAAAGGCCUUUCGCAAGAAGGCUCUAGAGAAGGCCCGCCGGGAGAAGGAGUACAUCGAGCUGCUUUCAAGCCGGCCCCCCUUGAUCUGGAUCCCGCUCAGAGUUCAUGCAGUCUGGGAAAGAAUGGGGGUGAAGCUUACAUGUACCAUUCUGGCUUCCCCUCUGCCGCAGGUCACCUGGUAUAAAAAUGGAGUCCGUAUUGAUCCCCGACUGGCUCCAGCAGGGAAAUACAGGAUCCAGAACAAGUUUGGCAUGCUCACACUAGACAUCAAUAGAUGCUCCUUGGAAGACUCUGCUGAAUACAGUGUCGAAGUUAAAAAUCCCUAUGGUGAGGCCUAUUCAUUUGCUACGGUGCUUGUCCAGAAAUAUUAUGGGAAGGAGUCAGGAUUUGAUUCAGAAAUAUACAAAAGAUCACUCAUUGGCCAGGAGGCAGAUUUUGCCUUUUCACUGAAGCCCCUAUUCUCCAGAGAGAAGGAACCUUUCACCCUUUCCUGCUUCUUUUCUUCUGAUCUACUUCAACACCAACGAGAUAUCACCUGGUUCAGAGACGGCGAGUUUCUGAAGGAUUCGGAUCGCCAUCAAAUAAAGUGUUUGGAUCGCGAGGCUUCUUUGACCGUGUUGUGUGCUUACAAAGAAGAUGAGGGAUUCUAUACUGUCCGUGUCCCUACACUGGACGGGUACAACGAGCAGAGUGCUUACGUGUUUGUUAGAGAUGCUGCAGCAGCAACAGCCGGUGCACCUGGAUCCCCCCUCAACGUGAAAUGCCAUGAUGUAAAUAAAGAUUGCCUGCUCCUUUCCUGGGUAGCACCCAGCGAUAGUGGAGGAAGUCCAAUCUUCGGUUAUUUUAUUGAAAGGUGCGAGGCGGGCACAGACGAGUGGGUGCCAUAUAACGAAAUGCCUGUGAAGACCUGCAGGUGCCCUGUUUUGUGCCUCAUGGAGGGAAAGACAUACCAGUUCCGGGUAAAGGCCGUCAACCACUCAGGCAUCAGUAACCCUUCCAAGGCCAGCGACCCAGUCACAAUGAAAGACCCCAAUGAGGAAAAAAGAGUGAUGACCAUCCCUUAUGAUGACGGAAAGAAGAUUACAAUUUCCAAAGAUGAACUGGAAGGCAAGAUUAAAAUUCCUCUGCCACCCACCAACGUUCAUGCGAGUGAGAUCAGAGAAGAUUACGUGGCCCUCUCCUGGGAUGAACCAGAUCCCAGAGGCAAGGAGCCACUGAGUUAUUAUGUGGAAAAGUCCAUUGCAGGCAGCAACAGCUGGCAAAAUGUCAAUCUGGAGACGGCGGUGAAUUCCCCAAGAUUUGCACUCUUUGAUCUUGUGAAAGGAAAAUCGUACUGUUUCCGAGUGCGAUCUGCUAACAAAUACGGAGUAAGCGAGCCGUCCUUGCCCAGUGAGCCCAUUACUGCUGGAACAAGAUUAGCACCCCUCCCACCUCCCUCUCAGGUUCUAGCUUUCAGAGACACCAAGACGUCUGUUGUUGUGCAUUGGGAUAAGCUGAAGGAGGGUCAGGAGCCCCUCGGCUAUUACGUAUAUUGUCGUGAGGUUGGGACAGAUGAAUGGCAGACUGUCAACAAUAAACCCGUGACAUGUAACAAGUUUACUGUUCCAGGGCUCCAGCCUGGGAAGGAGUAUGUAUUUUGCGUGAAAUCUGUCAAUGAAGCAGGAGUGGGUGACAGCUCACCAGAAUCUGACCCCAUCAUUGUGAGGCCGGCUAUCUCUCGUCCAUCAGCCCCACGUGAUUUUGCCCUGCUGAGCUGUGGGAAGAACGACAUGACUAUUGGGUGGAAAGCCCCAAAGCGCAAAGGAGGAGGAAAGAUUCUGGGCUACUUCCUGGAUCAGCAUGAUGCUGCUGAGCUAGACUGGCAUGAAGUCAACAUCAGACCUAUGGCUCAACGAGUUUACAAGGUUACCAACCUCAAUGAAGGACAUUUCUAUGAGUUCCGUGCUUGUGCGACUAACAUGGCGGGAGUGGGGAAAGUAUCUGAACCCAGUGACUUGUUCAAGUGUGAGGAAUGGACGAUGCCACAGCCAGGCCCCCCCUAUGAUGUGAGGUUCACUGAGGUGCGGGACGCAAACCUGAUGCUGCACUGGGAAGCACCGUUGUAUACAGGAGCAGGUCCAGUCACUGGAUAUUACAUUGAUGUCUGCGAAGAGGGGUCAGAGGAAUGGAAGCAACUAAAUAAGCAGCCGACAGCCAGCACCCACAUGAGGGCUUCUGACCUGGAGAUGGGGAAAUGCUACAUUUUCCGAGUACGGGCAUUGAACAAAGCAGGGAUUGGUCCACCUUCCAUCCCCUCGGAUCCUGUGGUGGUUGAAACCAAACCAGGCAUAAAUGAGAUUGAACUGGGAGUGGACAAAGAGGGCUUUCUUUACAUGGCCUUUGAAACUCCUGAUAUGUGUGACUCUUCUGAAUUUAUCUGGUCAAAGGAUUAUGAGGGACCUCCAGAUCCUAAUCGAGUCAGAACUGAAGAUAAAGGCAACAAAUCUAAGCUCAUACUGAAAAAUGCAUCAGAAAAGGAUCUGGGGACAUAUUCAGUGGAGGUAACUGAUGUAGAUGAUGAAAUCUCCGCCAGCCAUACUUUAACCCAGGAAGAACUGGACAAUUUGCGGAAAAUUAGUCAUGAAAUCAGAAACCCAUUGAUUGAGCUGAUCUCUGGGUGGAACAUCGAUGUCCUUGAGAAAGGAGAAGUGCGUCUGUGGCUGGAGGUGGAAAAGCUGUCGCCAGAGGCAGAGCUGCAUUUAAUCUUCAACGGGAAGGAGCUUUCAAGCACUCCGACACAUAAGAUAAACUUUGACAGAGCAAACGGCCUCAUAGAACUAAUAAUCCAGGACUUCUGUGAUGACGACAAGGGGACAUACACAGCCCAGCUGCAAGACGGAAAAGCUAAAAACCAGUUCACUCUGGCUCUCGUUGAUGACAGUUUUGAUAAAGUUGAGGCGGAGGCUGCUGCUAAGCGGAGAGACUGGAGGAGAAAGCAAGGUCCUCAUUUUAUAGAGAAUUUGCAAUGGAAGGUUACUGAGAAUUGUGAAGUUCUGCUGACGUGCAAGGCAACAAACAUGAAAAAAGAUACCAACUUUAAAUGGUUCUUGGAUAAAAAAGCACGUUUGGAUGGUCUGUAUGAUCCGCAGACUGGGGCUGGAACUCUUCGGAUUAAAAAGAUUACCAAAGAGGAUAAAGGAAUAUACAAAGCGGUUGUUUCUGAUGACCGAGGAGAAGACAUUACUGAACUUGAUCUCAGUAAGGAAGGGUUUGAAGACAUUCUUAAAGAGCUCUGCAGGGUUAGUGCCCUUUCUGCUAAACCUCUGAAAGUCCAGCCAACUGCAGAAGGCAUCAGAAUCUACAGUGAGGUGAAGUACUACACCGACUACAUGAAAACAACCUGGUAUCACAAGGAGAAGCGACUAGAAAGUGGCGAGAGGUUGAAAAGCGGAAGUACAAUGGACCAGAUCUGGCUACACAUACUGAACCCCAUGGAUUCGGAUAAGGGAAAAUAUACCCUGGAAAUAUUUGAUGGGAAAGAUUCUCACAGACUGUCAACUGACUUGUCUGGGAAAGCUUUCGAAGACGCAAUGGCCGAACACCUAAGGCUAAAGGAAGCAGCGAUAGCAGAAAAGAAUCGUGCCAGAGUUGUUCAAGGUCUGCCAGAUGUUGCCACCAUCAUGGAGGAUAAGACCCUGUGUUUGACAUGCUGCAUAUCUGGUGAUCCUUACCCAGAAAUCAGUUGGUUCAAGAACGAGAAGUUAGUAGUUUUUAAAGAUCGUUACAAAAUGGACGUGAAGGGGAUAGUUGUCACAAUUACCAUUGAGAAAGUCUGCAGUGACGACACAGGAAAAUACAGCAUCUAUGUCAAGAACAAAUAUGGCUCUGAAACGGGGCAGGUUACUAUCAGUGUGUACAAGCAUGGAGAAGAACCGAUCGAGCUAUGGGAAAAAUGAUUUCCAACACACUCAGAAACCCAGGUUGGGAUUUCCAAAGAGGCUUAAAGGCAUUAGGCACCAAACUCCCAUUGAAUGUCAAAGGGAUUUAGACACCUGGGUUCCUUUGACAAUCUCAGCCUUAAAAUUCAGACUAGUAUCUCUUUUUAUUAUCUACGUAUAAAAUAAAGGUUUUCACAGUGAUUUACAGUAUAAGAUAUCACAAUAUACCCCUCUUAAAAGCAUCUAUAGAAAUCUGGAGAAAACCUUCAAAAUCCCACUCUAAGCCUACAGAAUUAGACAAUGGCUUCAUAUAGUGUGCCACUUUUCAGCUAACAGCACUAUGUAUAACGUCCCUCGCACUCAGAUACAGUAGGGGUUCAUGUAUACAAGAACUUAUCAGUUUGUAUUAAGCCCCUGUGUGUUAUUGAAUAUCCUGUAGCAGGAGAAUGUUGAUGUGUGCAUUGUUAUUAAAACGUAACCCUGCUUGGGCCCAAUUCAGCACAGUACUCAAGCACAUGCAUAACUAGAUGUCAGUGGGACCACUGGUGUGCUGAAAGUUAGGCAUGUUCCUAAAUACCUCGCUGAAACAGGGCCUUGAUGCACUUAUGUUUACAAGGCUAAGCCAUGUGGGAGGAAAGUAAGGCAGCAUUUAAUGCUGUUUUAAAUAAAGAUCAAGGCAAAAAUGGAAAAGUUCAUUUCUAAAAUGUUUGACAGCUCCUGUUUCUAAACUACCCACAGUUUCAGAAGAGGGUUUCCAUGCCACUGUUUUAUCUGUUACUAUUGAUCAAGAACAGUGUUUGCCUGUCAUACUGUAGUUGAUCCUGUAUUCUAUGCAGUGUUUAAAAGGUGUGUGCUAAAUAAAAAAUGUAAAA